AUGGCAGAACCGAAAAAACUAUUACCCCAGGAAGGUACCAGCAAAGCUGGAGAAUCCUUCCCCACCGCACCGGAUUCGCCGGGGGUGGGCUGUCCCAAGUAUUCUGGGGGGGACAAGUUAGGCCAUGAGUGGGAGGAUGAGGAGGAGGUAGAUGCAGCGAGGAGGGAGUUUGUCGAGAGGCUGCUGGACGAGAUGGAGGCGGAAGCAAUGGAGGGCUUGGAUUCCGACUUCUCGGGAUCGAGUCUCUCCUUGGAUUCGGAGGUAGGAAGUGACGUUGCCGGCACAUCAUCACCUUUGCCGCAACGGCGAUCCCAACGCAAAAGACGGAUCGUGGAAAUGUCCAAAUCGGACGGUAACACGCCGGAGAUAGUGUUCCGAACACCGAUGCAGAAGUCCGCACCACCAACUGCGGCAAAGAAGACGCCCGUUACAAAAGUGGGUGGUAGUAAUACCGGGCCAAUAAAGAAGGUGACGAGGGGGGAUGACCCUGAUCUGGCGCAGGCGAAGGCCGAAUUGGCCGCCGCUACCCAGAAAGACAUGGAGAUGGAGGCGGCAGCCGCAGUAAAAGCGGCUGCUCCGAAACCGGCGAAGCGCCCUACCACCCGCAGACCCUCAGAUGAGGAUGCAAAGCGCUCCGACGUCCUGGUUUCGGACAUCCAGGAAUGUGCCCUGAAGGUCCUCGAUGCCGUGAAGAAGUCCGGCCACCUGAAGGGCACAAUUGUGAAAGACAUCAAGGACGCCGUCGCUACCAUCCGCGCGGCGUCUGAGUCACUAGAAGGCAGGACGUCGUCUACCGAAUGCGCAGCGCUUCGCCGGGAGAAUUCCAGGUUGUCGCGUGACUUGGCGGACAUGCGGGAAAUGAUGACCGCCAUUAGGGAGGAGUCCGCCAAGUACUACGUGGAGUUGCGGGACCUCAAAAAGAAGACCAUGGGGUCCACCGGCCAAGACGCGAACGAGCUGGCGAUGCUCAAGGCCGAGAGGGAGGAGUGGCAGCGGGAGAUUGCCGCGACCCGAAAUUCCUAUCAGGAAUUGCUACACAGGAGUACGGAGGACCGUGUGGCGCUCACUACGCUGCAGACGGAACUGGCUGCAGCCAAAGCUGCACUGGCGAAACCGCCGGACAGUGCGGCAAUGGAUGUGGCCUCCGACAGUCAAGGUGCUGAACCGUGUGUACCACCGGUGAUCACCGAGACUGUCGAAGCUAGGAUUGUCCGUCAAAUCGGGGACAUCUUUAAUGCCCGAUUUGAAAAAAUUGAGGAGCUCGUAGGCAGGCAGAACACCGUGCCGCCCAAACGGGCAGCGGCUGCACCCCGAACACCUGGGGCGGCCAAAAAGGGAGGGACAGUGGCUCCUGUAGCCAGCACAAGUGGGGCAGUUGUGAGCGCAUCUCAGCCGCCGCCUGCAACCAAGGAGCAAUGGACGACGGUCGUCCGCCGCGGAAAGCGCGCCAAAAUGGUGAAGAGCCAGGAGUCGGCCCCAGCCACACAGGCGCCUACAGAAGGGGCUAAACCAGCCCAGAGGAAGGCAGCAACGGAGGCCCAGAAUGAGGCCACCAAAAGGAGAAAUCGACGGAAGCGACAGUUCCGCCCUCCGCGAUCUUCGGCGAUAGUGUUGACGCUGCAGCCGGGGGCCGCGGAGGCGGGAUCAAGCUACACCUCGGUGCUCCGAGAGGCCCAACAAAAAAUCCAGUUGAGCGCCCUCGGAAUUACCGAGCUAGGCUUCAGGCUGGCAAUAACAGGGUCCCGCAUACUAGAAGUGCCGGGACCUGUGGAGGAAAGCGGCGGGAAGGCAGACGCCCUCGCUGCAAAACUGUCAGAAGUCCUUCCGGCAGAGGUGGUCAGCGUGACCAGGCCGGUCAAGUCCGCGGAGUUCCGCGUCUUGGACCUGGACGAUGCCACAACAGUAGCUGAUGUGGUGGCAGCCGUAGCGCGAGAGGGAGACUGCGCCGAGGCCUCCGUAAAAACGGGGGAGAUCCGGCGCUCUCCCUCGGGGAGUGGCUCCGUUUGGGUCCGAGGCCCAAUAGGGGCAGUGAAGAAGCUGGUGGACGCCGGCAAACUUCGAGUAGGGUGGACUAUGGCACGGGUGCGGUCUUUGGAUCCCCGGCCGAUGCGGUGUUACCGCUGUUUGCUCACGGGUCACGUGGGCCAGCGGUGCACCGCCAAGGAGAACCGCGGCGGAGCCUGCUUCCGCUGCGGACAAGACGGCCACAAGGCCGCAUCGUGCACCGCCCCCUCGCCGCACUGCCCUUAUUGCGCGGCGGCGAAGAAGAAGGCGGACCACCGUAUGGGCAGCACUAAAGGGUGUCGCCUGCCGAAAGUGGCGGGAGUGGAGGGGAUGGAGGCCGAGUCCGGCCCGUCACCUCCCACCACGGGCCUCGCGGCAGCUGACGCGGGGGCGUCAGCUGUCACCUAA
Molecule: messenger RNA, 2412 nt
Organism: Achroia grisella
Lineage: Eukaryota; Metazoa; Arthropoda; Insecta; Lepidoptera; Pyralidae
Exons: 1
Coding region: 1-2412 (803 amino acids)
Molecular function (GO): zinc ion binding; nucleic acid binding
Source: RefSeq, a predicted model, not a curated record